AUGUCCUGCCUGGCGACCAACAAGACCGUCCAGCGCAAACUCGUCCUCCUGGGCGACGGCGCGUGUGGCAAAACAUCACUGCUUAACGUCUUCACGAGAGGGUACUUCCCUACCGUCUACGAGCCCACCGUCUUCGAGAACUACGUCCACGACAUCUUCGUCGACAACAUCCACAUCGAGCUGUCGCUCUGGGACACUGCAGGCCAGGAGGAGUUCGACAGGUUACGAAGCCUUUCAUAUGACGACAGCGACCUGAUCAUGCUGUGCUACAGCGUCGACAGCCCCGAGAGCUUAGAGAACGUCGAGAGCAAAUGGGUCGGCGAGAUAACAGAACACUGCCCUAGCGUCAAGGUCGUGCUGAUCGCUCUGAAAUGCGACCUGCGAGAGGCUCAGGACGAGGACGCGGCGGGCGGCGACAACCCACCAGCGAGCACAAAGCCCACGAUCGGGUACGAGCAGGGCCUGGAGGUCGCCAGGAGGAUAAAUGCGAUGCGAUACCUCGAGUGCUCGGCGAUGCGCAACCGCGGCGUCAACGAGGCCUUCACGGAGGCCGCCCGGGUGGCGAUGAGCGUCAAAAAGGAUAAGGAGGACAAGAAGUGCAUCGUUAUGUGA
Molecule: messenger RNA, 612 nt
Organism: Diaporthe citri
Lineage: Eukaryota; Fungi; Ascomycota; Sordariomycetes; Diaporthales; Diaporthaceae
Exons: 1
Coding region: 1-612 (203 amino acids)
Biological process (GO): small GTPase-mediated signal transduction
Molecular function (GO): GTPase activity; GTP binding
Source: RefSeq, a predicted model, not a curated record